AUGACGGAUAAUUGCAAACACGUCCUCAAAGUAAAAACAAGCAUUCAGUUAGGAAUACUCUCCCCCGAACACUGGCAUUGCAACAAUUGCCAUACAACAGAAAGUGUUUGGGCCUGUCUGUCAUGUAGCAACUUUGCAUGUGGUCGUUAUAUUUCUGAGCAUGCGUUGCAACACUUUCAACAAACAAAUCAUCCUCUGUGUAUAGAAGUGAAUGAAAAAUUUGUGUACUGUUAUAUAUGCGACGAUUUUGUUCUCAAUGAUAACGCACCGGGUGAUAUUAAACUUCUCCGCAUGGCUUUGGAUGCAGUCACUACUCAAGAUUUCGGCAAGCUUCUCAAACAAAAAGGGGGCAGACGAAUUCUUAGAUUCCGUGGUAAAGACGCUGAAAAGAACAGUUUACGUCUGUUAAAGGCAGAUGAUAUACAAACUGCAGUUGUCCGAAACAGAACUUCUUGUCUUUCAUGGGCAUUACAUCUUUGGUGGUCAAGAUAUGCUGAAUCAAAACUUAACGCAGUUAACUACAAGAAAAAGACAAAAAGCAGAAAGAUACCACUGACACUAACUCCUGCUUUUACAGGUUUGCGCAACUUGGGAAACACCUGUUACAUGAAUUCGAUACUGCAAAUUUUGCGUCACACUGCUCCUUUCGCUAAUUAUAUCAUGAACCAUACGUUGAGUGAAAUUAAUUCUCAUUCAAGGAAGCGUCACAGCCACCCUGAUGACUUAUCUAUUGGAGACCCAGUGUGUCCUGUCAAGCGACAAGCAACGACAUCAUCACUUUCGAAAAAUCAAAUUAUAAUAACUAACGACUGUGAAAAUUCAUGGAGUUCACUACCUACCAAAUCACCUUCAUGUUCUACAAAUACAGAAAAUAGUUUUGGUCAUUAUAGUGAGCCAAAUUUAGUUUCUGUAAGAAAAAAUAUCAUUCCUAAGUGCAAAUCCUUUGGUGGUUUAAAUGGCGGCCAGUGCCCGAAGUUUGUAUAUGGCUGUUAUCAGCAAUCACCUGCGUCAUCGCUAGUCAACUCGCAAGUAUCAUCAAUACCUUCUCUUUAUGAAGAAAUAAAUAAUUUAUUUAAGUUAUUAUGGUCAGGUCAAAGGUCUGUUGUCAGUCCAAGUAACCUCUUAAGUGCCGUUUGGGCCACCCUCCCAACAUUUAAAGGAUAUAAGCAACAAGAUGCUCAGGAAUUUUUGAGUUUGUUACUUGACCGUUUACAAGCAGAACUACAUGGUGUCCCAAUGUCUGUAUCCAGUGGUUGUGAUUUUAUCACUCGUGCUUUCCGUGGAUAUUCCGUGAGUCAUAUACAAUGCUCUACUUGUCAUGUAACCGCUUGUACUGAAGAGCCGAUUUAUGAACUUAGUCUUUCACUACCCACCAAAUGCCAUUCCGAUGAGUCAUGUACAUUUGAUAUAGUAGAUUUACUUCGUCAAUUUGUUAGCCCCUCUCCAAUUGAUGGAGCCAGUUAUGCAUGUGUUAAAUGCAAUCAGUGUUCAGAAAUAAAUAGGAAAGAAACAGAUUUCACGAGACCGGUAUUCAAUCAGUGCAGUUAUGAUUCAAAUGAUCAGUUAGGCAAUUUGUCUUAUCCUGUGAAUAAAAUUAUAUCUAUCGCACUGUCCAGGCUCGCAUCUCCAUCUUGUAGUCCUCAGUUAUCUUAUCCUGAUUUCAGUACAUCAUGCGAGUUAACUGAAACUUUUUCACUGUCAGAAAGUCCAUUAUCCGUUUCUUCAAGUGUAACUGGUUUUGAAGAACAAUACACCAAUCCACCGAUUGAAAGAUCACAUCAAAUUACUCAACCAUCCGUUGUUCAGUUCCCAAUCAUCACUUCACCUAAGAAUUUUCCAACUCCUCUUCCUAAGAACUCAUUGUUAACUCAUGCAACCCAAACAAUUCGCCUUUCUAAACUCCCACGAGUUUUGCGGCUACAUAUUAAACGCUUCCGUUGGGUUGGUAGACAAAGAGAAAAGCUAACAUGUCAUGUAUCAUUUCCUCUUAUCUUGAAUAUGAGUGAAUUCGUGUUAAAUGAUGUAGACAGAGCAGAAUGUCAUCAGCCUCAUUUACAUCAGACAAAAUCUGAUCAUAUAGAUGAACCUGAAGCUUCUAUCGAUAACUUAAGCUGUCAUCAGUCGUCCAUAUUCACUUUGCCAAAAGAGUUUGAGAAAAGUUCACUUAAGUAUCUUUACCAUUUGACCGGCGUUGUCGUGCAUCAUGGGCGAGGGCUUCAGUCUGGUCAUUAUACCUCUUACUGUUUGAAUGAUAAUCCAGAGUGUUGGUUGCAUUGCAAUGAUGCUAACGUAUCUUUAUGCGAUUUCUCAGAAGUAGCAUCAGCUCAGGCCUAUAUUCUAUUUUAUUCAGAGCUCAUGCCACGAACACCCUUUCCAAAGUGGUAUAGAGAUUCAAUAGCUUCUGUCAGUUCCUACAGCACUACGCCUUAUUCUGUUUCAGAACCCGAAUUAUUAAAAAAUCAGUCUAACAGUCCAUCAUGCUCUAACAAUCAUGAAAAUACUUGUAAAAAUUUCCAAGACAAUCCUGUAUUACAGGAAAAAGAAUCAAAAACAUAUUCCACCAGAAGUUAA
This is a messenger RNA of Schistosoma rodhaini, 2571 nucleotides long. The record is from the annotation of a GenBank genome assembly. Lineage: Eukaryota; Metazoa; Platyhelminthes; Trematoda; Strigeidida; Schistosomatidae.